GGCACCUGGCUCCCUCGGGCGCUCGGAGUUUCUGACUGGCCUGCGCAGCACCCCAGAGGCAAGGUGAACGCGAGGGCCUUUAAUGCAAGAACCAAGGCAAUUCACACCCUGUCUGGGAGAAAGAGGGAAUAAAGACUCCUCAGCUGCAGCCCGGCAGCGUAUUCCGACCCAGGGUCCCGGAGCUUUCCUGCGCGGUCGGGUAGUUACACUAGUGGCCGAGACUUCUCAGGGCUGCGGCAGGCCGUCUCGAGUGCUUCCGCCAGGCCGUCUCGAGUGCUUCCGCCACACUCAUCAUGGCGGUGGCAGUAUGUCACUUCCGCCCGGGACCGGAAGUGUGGAAUACUGCGAGCAUGGAGGUGUCGAAGGUGAGGCAGGACAUGCCCCCACCGGGGGGCUAUGGGCCCAUCGACUACAAACGAAACUUGCCGCGUCGAGGACUGUCGGGCUACAGCAUGCUGGCCAUAGGCAUUGGAACCCUGCUGUACGGGCAGUGGAGCAUGAUGAAGUGGAACCGUGAGCGCAGGCGCCUACAGAUUGAGGACUUCGAGGCCCGCAUCGCGCUGAUGCCACUGUUACAGGCAGAAACUGACCGGAGGACCUUGCAGAUGCUUCGGGAGAACCUAGAGGAGGAGGCCGUCAUCAUGAAGGACGUGCCCGACUGGAAGGUGGGAGAGUCUGUGUUCAACACAACCCGCUGGGUGCCCCCCUUGAUCGGGGAGCUGUAUGGGCUGCGCACCAUGGAGGAGGCUCUCCAUGCCAGCCACGGCUUCAUGUGGUAUGCAUAGGCCCUGUGCCCUCCGGCCACCUGGAUCCCUGCCCCUCCCCACUGGGAUGGAAUAAAUGCUCUGCAGACCUGG
This is a messenger RNA of Rhinopithecus roxellana (golden snub-nosed monkey), 857 nucleotides long. RefSeq names its product NADH:ubiquinone oxidoreductase subunit A13 (gene NDUFA13). The coding region runs from base 294 to 785 and encodes 163 amino acids. The record is from RefSeq and is a predicted model, not a curated record. The transcript is spliced from 5 exons. NCBI's taxonomy places the organism in Eukaryota, Metazoa, Chordata, Mammalia, Primates, Cercopithecidae.